Cotesia glomerata is the source of this 1467-nucleotide messenger RNA. RefSeq names its product putative ankyrin repeat protein RF_0381. Gene Ontology annotation, molecular function: protein binding. NCBI's taxonomy places the organism in Eukaryota, Metazoa, Arthropoda, Insecta, Hymenoptera, Braconidae. Bases 1 to 1467 code for a protein of 488 amino acids. The record is from RefSeq and is a predicted model, not a curated record. The transcript is spliced from 2 exons.
AUGAUUACCUACGAUGCUAUUGCAUUAAAAGAUUCGCGAACUUUCGGCUUGGCAGGAGAAAAAAUAGUAUGUGUGACACGGGACGAAAGUACUACAUCCUCACCCGCGUGUUUGCCACCCUCGCCUUCGGCUCGGGUGGCAAUCACACACGCGGGACAGAAUGUACCUUCACCCGACAAUUCAUCAUCCGUGAAAGAAAACAUGCCAAAAAAAAACGAAAAGCCAAUUCCAAUAUACCCUAUCUGCAAUAUAAAGGAUAUAAAUUACAUGAACGUUGAAUUUUUAGUUCGAACAACAAAUUUCGACGUGAACAAAGUAUCUACCUAUUUAAUUGGGAAGAAAAAGCAAACAACAACAUUACUAUCCGUAGCAAUUUACAAUAGAGACGAAAAAUUAUUAGAUUACCUGUUAGAAAAGAACGCGGACGUUAAUUUAAGGCCCUGUUUAUACUCACUAUCUUUUGCGCGCUUUGCUGUUAAAAACGACGACGAAAUUCUGCUCCGAAAAUUGGCAGCUCACGGCGUUGAUAUCGAGGAUGUUUCAAUGCCGGGAAAGCAAACUAUUUUAUUUGACGCAGCUUACAAUGGAAAAUCUAAAAUGGUGGAAAUAUUAAUCGAGCAUAACGCCAAUUUGCAUCACGAAGACUUUCACAAGACAACUCCGUUAAUAAUUUCGAGAUCUUAUGAAGUAACGAAGAUUUUGCUUGAAAAGGGAGCUAAAGUAAACGCGAUGUCGGAAUUUUGCGGGUCAGCAUUGAUGCAAGCAGUUCGGUCCGUAGAUUUAUCUAGAAUACAAAUUCUUCUGGAUUACGGAGCGGAAAUAAAUUGCGUGAAGAGAAAUCAUUCGGGAGCUGAACCGAUGGUUCAUUUUAUGACGCACACAGCUCAGACGGAUUCUUUAAAGUUUUUUCUGCACUCAAGCGACAAGUUUGACAUCAAUAUGUUAGAUGAAAAAAAAAGAACUGCUCUGCAUUUCCUCGUAAUUCGUCCAAUUUCUUCAAGCGACAACGAAAAAUGGCUACCUUUGAUUCAAGAGUUUCUCAAUGCGGGAAUUGAUAUUAAUCAGGAAGAUUCUGAUAAAAAAUUAGCCGUCGAAUGUUCAACAGGCCGCAAUUAUUUUUGUCUUUCAGAGAUUAAAAAACACAUUAUUAAAUUACUAUGUCUCGGGUGCGAUAUUUGUCCGAGAAAUCGAGCGGCUGUUCGUAACCCGCGGUACGAGAAAUUGAGAACUCGCUGUAAAGAAGAAAUUAAAGUUAUCAAAAAUACUUGCUUGAUUGAAAGCAAUAUUACUUAUUUGGACGUUUUAAAAAAAUCCGUGGAUGAUUUAAAGAUUGAACUAAGAGCAAUGGAUGUUGCGGAGAUCAUUAAAACUGAACUGCAACAGAUAUUUCCAAACUAUGGAGCGAUGAUUUAUUAUAAAUUACUGAGAGUUAUUCACAAGAUGAAAUUGACCAAAUGUGUUUUAUAA